AUGUGUCAUUUACCUCGUAAACAUGAAGUAACAUUUCAAUUAAUUAAAGAUAUAUUUAAUAUAAUUUUUAGUGGCAAUAGCAAAGUGUACAUCUGGGGAACAGAAGAUGAAUUAUUUCCUUUCACGAUGUACAAUUUAUUUUCUGAAGAACAAAUUAUUUCAAAAAACUUUAUUAAUCUACAACAUACAUUUCAACAGACAUGGCAACAACAACAUCCACAUAGGUCAACAUCUUUAUCUGAUACACAUACACAAUGCUUAUGUAAAGAAUGUAUUGGGAAAAAAGCUACUGAAACAUGGUCAUUACAGGAUGCCGUUGCAUAUACAUUACAUGAAUGGUUGAAUAAACGAUUAACAAUUUCAUCAUUUCAUAUUGGUUUGGAUCCUCUAUUAUUUCAAAUGAACAUUCAUGAAAAAGAGGAUCGUAGGAAAUUAACUCAAUAUGCCAUAUAUGAUUGUUUAUCUAUGCAACGUAUUCUUAUUAAAUUAGAUUUAGUUAAGAAACAAAACAAAAUAUUACCAGCUAUAUCAACAACAACAAUUAAUAAUAGUACUUCUACUACAAUUUAUAACAAUAAUAAUAUUACAGAUUUAGAAAAAAUAUCAUCAGAUGAUAAUGAACCUGAUAAACUAGUACAACAAUCAACCCGAACAAUAUCAACUAUAACAACAUCAAUCAAAGAAACAACAUAUAAUAAUUCUAAUCAAAUCGAAUUUAUAUCAUCUGAUGACGAAGACCAUGAAUUUCAACGUGAACAACAACCGACACCAAUUGUUUCUAAUAAUUCUCCUGCUAAUAAUAAAGAACAAUAUAAUCCAUUAAAUAAAGAACAACGAAAGAAAAUUCACAAUCGAACCUGUACACUUAAACAACGAAAAAAAUAUUAUCGACAUAAAAUUAUAAAACACAAUAUUGAUCAUCGAUUUACCAUUACAAACAUUAAAACAAUUCUUCGACAAUAUUCUAUUCAAUUUUGUGCCAUCAACACCGUCAAACCAUCAAGAACAAAUCAAACAACUCUAUAUAUUGGAAUAAAAAACGAAAAGUUAUUGUCGACAUAUGAAGAAAAACUUAAACAUUUAUUUACCCGUGAACAUUAUCAACAGUAUAAGCAUAUACAUAGAUCAUCUAAUAAAGAUGAUCGAUAUAUACAUCAUUAUCAUGAUCCACGAACAAAUUGA
This is a messenger RNA of Rotaria sordida, 1182 nucleotides long. NCBI's taxonomy places the organism in Eukaryota, Metazoa, Rotifera, Eurotatoria, Philodinida, Philodinidae. The record is from the annotation of a GenBank genome assembly.